AUGUGCCGACGCAUCUCUCUUGCAACACUUGUAAUAAUAUUAUUCUCGUUCAUUGCAGACACGCAUGCCGCUUGGAAUGCACUGACAGUGCCUGACUACCAGGCCAGCACUUGUCCUCUUAAUUUGUACUAUGUUGUAGUUUAUAACACAACCGAGGCGAAUCCUACAUUCCCCGUCACUUCAAACACCAAUGCUUUGUCCAUCCAAUCACCAACACUGGUGGGCCGUGAUGGCGAUAAGUUCUUGGUGGUCUCUCGUGCUAGCUCUGGCACACGUGGAUUGACUGGCGAGACCAUGACCUACGUAGCCCAGUCACAACAGUUCACAACUGUGAACACAUGUGAUCCGCCAACGUCCCAGGUCACACUGUCUACGCCAGUGUACAAUUAUAUAACAUCAAAGGCAACCUCAUACUUUAACAUACAGCCCAACUCUGUAUUCAGGUUCACCUGUAGCUCGACCAAUCCACAGGUACAAUGUCUUGUGACUCUAGUCCAACCUGACUUGGGUCUUUAUAAAGUUGAGUUCAGCCUAUUUGUCAUCAAGCAGGCGGGCACCACCAGCACCUACUUUGACUCUGCCACCAUAACCAUAGCAGCCAACGGAUACAACUACUUCAAUGGGUUGGUCAAAGGUAUUGGCAAAUUGACAACACAGUCACCAUCAAUCACUAUUGUACCAUAUUAUUACCAACCACCUCAGUCUUCCACGGUACAUCAUAGCUUUGGCAUGACUGGACUUGAGCUUGGAAAAGGACUUGUUGGCUCUAGUAACUCUCAGACCUCAUCUGGAUCAAUUACCUAUGCAUCCAACUCCCAACCACUCGUUGGCAACCUUACCUCGGCCAUCUUCUACGGACGAUCAACCUACAGUACACCAAACACGACACUCUACAUCAAUUAUGUUGAUGGCACGAACACCAUUCAUACUGAUCAAGUGGCCACAUUGAUCUACACACCCAAGGACACCAGUGCAGCGUUAAGUUCGCUAUCACUGGAAACCAGUGUGUUGGAUCUGCCGUCCAAUUUCCAACUUGGCAAGGUCGAGAUCCUGAGUGCACUGGAUCAUUCGUUCACCAUCACAACUUCAGGCCAGACCGUGUACCCUAACCCUCCACUGCCUUAUGGUUUAGCCAAUGGCACAUUCGCCUCGGCCAACUACGCCAUGGACUACUUCUUCGCCCAACAAUUCACUGGCAACACCAUCAACACCUUGUCCUACAGUGGAUCUACUAGUAACAAACAAUCCAACAAUGUGUUCAAAGCCAUUAGUACUGCCGACCAAUUGAUGCCGUUCAUGUGGGACGUCACCAUUACACCGAUUGGCACCUACACCUAUGUGGUGACAAUUACAUUCAAAGAUGACUUGAGUGGAAUGAUGAAGGCAGUGCUGUCCCCACAAUGUACACUGACCUCUGCCGACCUUGUCGAGGGCUCUGUAACCAAUGGUGUAAUGUCCCGCGUCUGCAUCUUCUUGUCCACACUGCCACAGUCCCUCUCCAUCAUCGACUAUAGCAGCAACAAAGUGAACAUACCAGUCCACACGCCAUACCGUGGCGCGCCAUUGGUUCAGGAGUUCUUAUUAAUGCCCUCCGUUCCAUCAAUUGUGAACUGGUCACCAAGUGAUAUCACAGCCAUCAGUUUCCAGAACACCACCAGCGAUGUGUCCACUGGUCCAUCAAACAAUGUGUUGUACUUUAACGUCAGGAAUGCACAGACGUCUCUACGGCCUAGAAUAGCACUAUUGUUUGAUCAGAUGUCUGAAUCAUCAUUGACUUUGGACAACACAUUCGAAGGUGCUUGGGACUAUGUACGCCAGAUGUAUGCCGUCCCAUUCACCAUUCCAGCCAGAGUGUUCACCACCUUCCUACCAUACGCCAUCCUCUCCAACGUUGGUUCCAUCACCUGGCAACAUCUCUACGGUGUCUAUGGAGCACAAAGUCAAGCAACAGUCACAUCAAAGAAUGCUGACAUGAUGCCACCCUUGAUCGCCAAGGUCAGCACAUCGACAGAGACCAACUCGGUGAAUGCAUGGUUGAUCACUUUGGAGGAUGAUGUCAAUGGAUUCAAGAAUGGAUACAUUAAUGUAACUUCUAAUCUAGAUCCAUUGGGUCUUCGUUUGGACUUUACAGCCACAGCCAACUUGGUAUCAGGUUCAACUUAUCGUGUUGUGUUGCCAGCCAAACCAAACUGUGUAACUCAGACCUACACAAUCUCUGGUAUCUCACUGACUGACAAUAGUGGCUACACUUCAGCCACGAAUAACCCAGGCCUCUUUGAUCCCUUGAUGCAUAUCGGACAAGACCCAUCAGUGUACAACCCAUCAAUGACUAUAACCUGUCCGACUGCACCCGAAACCUUGCCACCAACACUCGACUCCUUCACAAUGACCCCGACCACCAUGAACGUCCGAGGCUUCCAACGAACAGUAUCAUUCGCUCUCACAGUCUCGGACACUGGUGGCAGUGGUGUAUCUAACAUCCAUGCCCCCGUCAUUUACCUGUCCACACUCAAUGGCGAGACUAUCUCGUCAACAGCUAUCGAGCAACAGCGUGUUGGAAACUCAGUCAAGUACGCCGCCACGAUCAAUGUACCAUAUGGCUUUGGUCUAGGCAUGCCUUACAUCUACGCAUCAGUCUAUGGUAUUAUGGACAACAGCUUCAACCUGCGUGGAUACCCCACAACAGAGUUGUCCGCGUUGUUCUCCUCAGUGAUCAGCAUCGUCGACACCGAACUGACACCACCAGUAAUCGAGUCCAAUGACCCUAUCUCAGUCCUGGGUGGAGAUCUGACCAUCUAUGGCCGCAGCUUUGGCUCCAACCUGAACGGCAACCCAUCGCUCACUGGCAACGUCCUCUCCAACAACAGCCAAUCAGUCAUUGGAACAUACUCACAAUCAAUGUCCGUUCAUGUUGUGGCCGUGUUCAAGUUGCCGUCCAACUACAACACGUUCCGAUUCCAAGUGUUCAAUCCUUUCCCAUCCAACAUCAUCACGAUCAUUCCUUACGUGCCAGAAUUGCCACCCAGCGACUAUGAGUGCUCGACUUCCAACUGCAUCUUUGGCAGCUGCGUGGACAAUCUGUGCGUGUGCGAUGCGCUACACACUGGCGCCAACUGCACGUCCGAGAUCUCAAACACUACGCGACCAGAUGGUAACAGCACCGAGCCGGCGACCAACCCCGGCUCAGGAUCAUCCACAUCCAGGAUUGAGAUCCACUCGAUACGCGAGGUGUCGUCCACUGGCGAGUUGGUGCACGAGUACAAGAUAGCCAACUGGACGUUCUUCAACUACACGACCAAUGAUGAGAAUCACUUUGUCUACUCUGCGCCGCUCCCCGGCAGGACGACGACCGUCAAUGUGACCAUCCAGUUCUUUGUGUCGAGCGCCAUCGUUCACUUUGCUGGAGAGUCGCUGUACAUGUCGCCCGGCGCCACCAAGUUCUCGGUCAAGUUCGACACCUACUCCUUUGCCUCUUCAGUCAACGUGCUGCAGGUGUUGUUUGGCGUGUCGUUCACAGACAAUGGCCCCAUCUGUGGCAGCUCGGGCAGCGAGGCAGAGAAGGACAGCGUGCAGAUGACACUCAAUGGCAGGGUGCUCUCAGGCUCCUUCCAUCCCAAUGGUGAGGUCGAUGGUCGUGUUGUUCGCGUGAACAAUGAGGUGCUCAACGCGACAAAGGAUGCAUCAACUGUUCAGGCGCUAAUGGCAACGAGUCUGCCAUUCUUCACGGACUACGCGGCGUUGGAUCCUAGUUGGACGAUACUUGUCGAGACCAAGGGAUCGGGCUGUGGCAACAGUGGACUGACCAAGAUGCAAAAGGUUGGUAUCAUUGUAGGAUCAAUCGCCUUCAUGACAUGUGUUGUCAUCGCAGUCGUCUACACCAUUUGGCGCAACAAGCUAUCCAUCAAGAAGAAGAAAGAGAUGGACAAUAGAUUGAACACAUUCCAAUAA
Acytostelium subglobosum LB1 is the source of this 3948-nucleotide messenger RNA. RefSeq lists its product as hypothetical. Gene Ontology annotation, biological process: sexual reproduction. Lineage: Eukaryota; Evosea; Eumycetozoa; Acytosteliales; Acytosteliaceae. The record is from RefSeq and is a predicted model, not a curated record. The transcript has 4 exons. Bases 1 to 3948 code for a protein of 1315 amino acids.